Miscanthus lutarioriparius is the source of this 534-nucleotide messenger RNA. The record is from the annotation of a GenBank genome assembly. NCBI's taxonomy places the organism in Eukaryota, Viridiplantae, Streptophyta, Magnoliopsida, Poales, Poaceae.
AUGAUGCUCCCGCUGGUGAAGCUCGGCUCGCUCGCGUUCCGGACGCUGAGCAAGCCCAUCGCGGCCCGCCUCAAGUACAACGCCGGCAUCCACCCCAAGUUCCGCGGUCUCAUCAUCGGCCUCGCGCAGGCAAACCAUCGUUUCACGACAAAUAUGCAGAGGCGAGUUUACGGACGUGCGACUGACAUUCACAUUCGGCCCCUGAAUGAGGAGAAAGCUAUUCAAGCUGCUGCAGAUCUUCUUGGGGAACUAUUUGUUUUCUCGGUUGCUGGUGCUGCAAUUAUCUAUGAGGUGCAAAGAAGUGCCAGGUCAGAAGCCAGAAAAGAGGAAGUCCGUAGUCAGGAAAUUGAGGCGAUAAAGAAAAGGGAGGAGCAACUAGCCCAGGAAGUACAGCUCAUGAAACAGAAGAUUAGCGAGAUGGAGCGGCAGUACUCGAAGUGGACUCUUCCGGGGUUUCGCGGCUUCGGCACUGCCCAGGCCGGUGCCCAGGCUGCGGCACAGCCUGCUGGUACUCAGCAGCCAACAGCUGCGUAA